CUGAUGUGGCCAGAUGUUUGAACGGUGCUGUGUCUGUGGGCUGCGGCUUCUUCUCCUGUCUGGAGAACUCAACCUGCGACACCGAUGGGAUGCACGAGAUCUGUGAACUCUUUCUCCACACGGCUGCAACCUUCAACACAGAGGGUAAAACCUUCGUGAAGAAGAGUCUUCAGUGCAUCUCCCAGGGAAUCUCAGCAAAGGUUUUCCAAACCAUCCGCCGCUGUAACAUCUUCCAGAGGAUGAUCGCUGAGGUGCAAGAAGAGUGUUACACCAGUCUGGACAUCUGCACCGUGGCUCGUAGUAACCCUGACUCCAUCAGUGAGGUGGUGCAGGUACCAGCUCACUUCCCCAACAGGUAUUACAGCACGCUGCUGCAGACGCUGCAGGCAUGCGACGAGCAGACGGUGGCGACCGUGAGGUCCGGCCUCAUCGCCAGGCUGGGCCCCGACAUGGAGACGUUCCUCCAGCUCGUCCAGAACAAGCCCUGCGCUGCCGACUCCGGCGCCGCCACUUACAACAACCCGUCCAGCUGGAGGAACAUGCCCGUGUUCAACGUUCAGCCCGGCUUCAGAGGCCGAGACCCCACCCACCUGUUCGCCAGGAGGUCUGUGGACGUCGGUGAAGGCGACGUCACCGAGAAAUAGAAAACAAAUGUUUAAUCCCGAUACAAACAAGCAGCUUUCACCUCAGAUCAUCAAACCAUAUCUCCCUCUGAUAUCUGAGCGUUAGAUUCGAGGUAAUAAUCACUGACGCGUAUGUUAUUGUUAAUAUUUGGGUUGACCUGCUCAGUCCAUCCUCACACUACCUGACGACCCGACUGAGCAUCAGAGACAUUUCAGAUGAAAAGAAUCGGCCGGUUACAGAGAUAACGACCCAUAUUUAUUUUAUUAAAUGAGUUAAUUUAUGAAGCUGUUACACUGGAUGUGUUUGUGAGGGACGAGAGGCUGAGGAGUCAGACGAAGCUUCACGCUGGUCGUGGAGCUCUGUGACAUCUCCUGGUCUGAGGUCACAUGAGCUGAAGAUGAUGUAGAGCUCACUGUGGGCGGAUGUAAAACCCGAGGUGGCGGAAGCAGACGUGAGUUUGUGAAGGAAAUAAAAGAUGUGAUAUGAUUCA
This is a messenger RNA of Paralichthys olivaceus (Japanese flounder), 1114 nucleotides long. The record is from RefSeq and is a predicted model, not a curated record. NCBI's taxonomy places the organism in Eukaryota, Metazoa, Chordata, Actinopteri, Pleuronectiformes, Paralichthyidae.